AUGUGCAAAGUCUUCCCAUCCAGCUUGGGAGAAACCGGACUCCGAUGGUUCGAUCGACUCCCCGCUGGAUCGAUUCAUGGCUGGAAGCAGCUCUCCAAAGAGUUCCUAGCCAGGUUCGUCUUCAAUACUAAGAUCCCAAAAGAGCCAGAUACGCUGUUUGGCCUCAAGAAGGAGCAAGAGGAAAUGCUGUGCAAUUAUGCUAGAAGAUACUGGAAAGAGUAUAAUGAUCUGGAAGAAAAUGUGUGCAGCAAGCAGAUGGUCGUUAUGUCCUUCAAACAUGGUCUGCGCCCGGAAAGUAAGUUGAGACAAUCACUUACCAAGCGCCCGGCCACAGCUUUGAAAGACUUGCGCGCUAGGAUUGAGCAAUAUGCUCAUCUCGAAGACGAUCAGAUCCCCAUCGAGGUAGUGUCAGCAGAACAAACAGCUCGGCAGAGGAAGAGAACGGAUCGAGGAGAACACCGAGGGAUUGCAGUGAAUGAGGUGGAUAAGUCCAUAUCCCAUGAAGCCGUUGUGACUGUGUUCAAAGAGCCAAUCUAUCGAAUCCUGGAAAAGAUCAAGAGAGAGCCCUUCUUUGUUUGGCUGCCGAAAAUAUUGGGAGAUCCAGCUCGGCCCAAUCAGAAGCUCAGAUGCACCUACCACCAAGACAGGGGAUACAUGACUCAUAACUGCAGGGCACUGAUGCAACACUUGGAAGACCUAGUGGCAGCUGGACACCUAAGGGAAUACAUUGAUCAAGAUAAGGAAGUGGCCAAGCUGGGGAACCCACCUCCAGAAGCAAAUAUCGCGCAUCAAGCCCGGCUGAUAAUAAAUGUGAUCCAUGGGACAGCGGCUUAG
Messenger RNA from Camellia sinensis, 834 nucleotides. RefSeq lists its product as uncharacterized. NCBI's taxonomy places the organism in Eukaryota, Viridiplantae, Streptophyta, Magnoliopsida, Ericales, Theaceae. The record is from RefSeq and is a predicted model, not a curated record.